Mercurialis annua (annual mercury) is the source of this 2393-nucleotide messenger RNA. RefSeq names its product cucumisin-like. NCBI's taxonomy places the organism in Eukaryota, Viridiplantae, Streptophyta, Magnoliopsida, Malpighiales, Euphorbiaceae. Gene Ontology annotation, molecular function: serine-type endopeptidase activity. Bases 1 to 2271 code for a protein of 756 amino acids. Gene Ontology annotation, biological process: proteolysis. The transcript has 10 exons. The record is from RefSeq and is a predicted model, not a curated record.
AUGGCAAGGAUGCAAUCCCCACAUGAUUGCCUUCUCCUCUGUAUUGUCACCUUUUGUCUGGUUUUGAGCUGCCAUGGAACAUCGGACGGAGAUCGAAAGGUUUAUAUUGUGUACAUGGGGGAACUUCCGAAGGGCGAAUUUAGUGCAUCUACUCUUCAUAUCAAUAUGUUACAAGAAGUUGUUGGAAGUGCUGCAUCAGACUACUUACUCCACAGCUACCACAGAAGCUUCAAUGGUUUUGUUGCCAAGCUGACCGAAGAGGAAAAGCAGAAAGUGGCUGGUAUGCAAGGUGUAGUGUCAGUGUUUCCAAGUCAAAAGAAGAAAUUACUCACAACUAAAUCAUGGGAUUUUAUGGGCUUCCCUAUCAAUUCUGUAAGAUCGUCCGGCGAAAGUGACAUGAUCAUCGGAAUGCUUGACACCGGAAUUUGGCCUGAAUCACAAAGUUUUAAUGAUUCAGGUUAUAGCCCGGCUCCAACAAAAUGGAAAGGAACUUGCCAAGCUUCCUCCAAUUUCACUUGCAACAACAAAAUAGUUGGAGCAAGGUACUACCAUAGUGAUGGAGAGAUAGAUCCUGAUGUUGAAUUUCCAUCUCCAAGAGAUUCAGAAGGACAUGGUACUCACACUGCAUCCACAGCAGCAGGAGAUUUAGUUAGCUCAGCAAGUCUGCUUGGCCUCGGCUUGGGUACUGCUCGAGGAGGAGUUCCGUCGGCUCGUAUUGCCGUUUACAAGAUAUGCUGGAGUGAUGGAUGUUCUGAUGCUGACAUUCUUGCAGCAUUUGAUGAUGCAAUUGCUGACGGAGUCGAUAUAAUCUCGCUCUCGGUCGGAGGAUGGCCAAUGGAUUAUUUCGAGGAUCCAAUUGCGAUCGGAGCGUUUCAUUCGAUGAAGAAUGGGAUACUUACUUCUAAUUCUGCUGGUAAUUCAGGGCCUGACCCUGGUUCAGUCUCUAAUUGUUCACCUUGGUCUCUUUCUGUGGCUGCUAGCACCAUUGACAGGAAGUUUAUGACUCCUGUUAAACUUGGCAACGGAGCAGUAUAUCAGGGAAAUUCGAUAAAUACUUUUGAACAGGGAAACACCAUGCAUCCAAUCAUCUUCUCUGCAGAUGCUGCAAACCAAACCGGAGGACAUAGUACCGAUUCAAGGUACUGCAGUGUAGACUCUUUGAACAAGACUUUGGUUCAAGGAAAAAUUGUUGUUUGUGAUGAUUUCAGCGAGGAAGAUGCAAUAGCUCUUGGUAUAGCCGGCAUAAUAGCGCCGGACGGAUUCUAUACAGAUGUAGCUUUCACUUUUGCUUUACCAGUUUCACUAGUAAGCACUGACAAUGGAACUGAUAUUGUAAAAUACUUGAACUCGACCAGUGAACCAACUGCAGCAAUUUUCAAGACUGUUGAACAAAAAGAUGAAUUAGCUCCAUAUGUUGUUUCCUUUUCUUCAAGAGGACCGAAUCCAAUUACAAGUGACAUUCUCAAGCCUGACCUGACAGCCCCUGGUGUAGACAUUUUAGCAGCAUGGUCCGAAGCAACUACCGUGACUGGAGAACAAGGCGAUACAAGAGUAGUUCCGUACAACAUAAUCUCCGGUACAUCCAUGUCUUGCCCACAUGCGUCCGGUGCUGCUGCAUACGUCAAGUCAUUUCACCCGACAUGGUCUCCUGCUGCAAUCAAGUCUGCUUUAAUGACAACAGACUAUCUAAUUCAUUAUAUUCGUUGUAACAUUUUAAUGUGUUUCACAGCUUACCCGAUGAGUCCAGUCACAAACACCGAUCAAGAGCUUGCUUACGGAUCAGGCCACAUAAAUCCUGUAAGGGCGACGGAUCCUGGUCUAGUAUACGAUGCUGGAGAACUUGAUUUUGUUAAAUUUCUGUGCGGACAAGGAUAUAAUGCUACACAACUGCAGCUUGUUACAGGAGACAAAAGCGCAUGUUCUUCAGCAAUAAAUGCAACUGCUUGGGAUUUAAAUUACCCUUCUUUUGCCCUUUCUGCGCCAUCAGGAGUAUCUGUAACUCGCGUCUAUCACAGAACUGUCACAAAUGUUGGAAGUCCGUCAGCAACUUAUACAUCAAAUAUAAGAUCUCCUGCAGGACUUCAAAUUACAGUUGAGCCAAAUGUUCUCAGCUUCCAGUCUCUUGGCGAAAAGCAAUCUUUCGUUGUGACAGUUGAAGCUACAUUGAAGGAUACAAUUUUAUCUGGCCGAUUGGUAUGGAGUAACGACGUCCAUCAAGUGAGAAGUCCGAUAGUCGCAUUUGUUUCAGAUUCUGAACCUGGUGAACCAUAGUCAGGAAUUCUCUCUUAUAUGUUAAAAUAAAAUUUACAGCUAUAAGAUUGCGGUUUUAAAUUCCAUAGAACCACAACAUCAUGUACUAUUAUUUUUUAAGAAAAACUAUUGAAAUGAUCAUC